UCCAACUUCACUUAGAUCUAUCAGGAAUUGAACAUCACUCCCAAGGAAGUGAGACAUAGUAACAGGAAGCAUCUCCAAAGAAACAGUGAUGUCAUAUCAAACAGAAGCAGUGAGUUCCCAGCCUCAGAUGACUGUAACCAGCUACACUGUCUCUCACUGGAGCUCUGAUGUCUGCGACUGUUGUGACGACUGUGGAAUCUGUCUGUGUGGGGCAUUUAUUCCUUGCAUUUUGGGAUGUAAGGUGGCACAGGACAAUGGUGACAGCUGCUGUUUGCCCUUUCUACCUGGCGCCAUGAUUGCAUUGAGAACCAGCAUCCGUGACAGAUAUCGUAUUAAUGGCUCUGUCUGUGACGACUGGGUGAUUAUGACCUGCUGUCCGUCCUGUGGACUCUGUCAGAUGGCUCGAGAGCAGAAGGCAAGAGGCUGAUUUAAAAAGAAAAUGAAGAGGAGAGAAUGGCUAAUUAAGAUGACUGGGAUUGUUGUUGUUUUUAGAAUAUUCCAAAAUAUCCAUGGUUCGUGUGAUCCUGCAAAUACAUGCAUGUAAUGCUGCAUGAAAUCAAAGACACAAUGUUAGUUAUGUGUUAUAUUGUUACACCUUACAUUAAAUCAAGAUGCAUUA
Carassius auratus (goldfish) is the source of this 619-nucleotide messenger RNA. RefSeq names its product cornifelin (gene cnfn). The transcript is spliced from 4 exons. NCBI's taxonomy places the organism in Eukaryota, Metazoa, Chordata, Actinopteri, Cypriniformes, Cyprinidae. Bases 89 to 427 code for a protein of 112 amino acids. The record is from RefSeq and is a predicted model, not a curated record.